AACUACUUCUGUUCAACUGCCCUUUCAAGUUCAUACCAUGACACAUAGCAGACGUGUUCCGUUUGCACUAAUUUUUCGUUAUCCUCAAUGCAUGCAAAUCCUCUUUAUAAGUUUCAACGCCAAAACAUUCUCAUUUUCUCUUUACUUCGUGGAAUCAAGACCUGAUGGAAAGCCAUGAUCCACCACCCCAAAACAACCCUUUUCUCUUCAACCCUUUGGAACCUCAAGAGCAAGGGCUAUGUGACUUUGAUUCAUGGGGUAACCUUUUCUCUGCCCAGAACAGCUUGUUGUUGCUUAAUGGUGGCAAGGAAACUAUUCAACGUGCUUCUUCUUCCUCUUCAUCUUUAAUGGCUCAAAAUAAGGUAGUUUGCGAGGAGGAAAAGGGUAACAAGGAGAAAAGGAAAGGUGUGAGGGUGAAGAAAACAACACGAGUGCCGAGGUUUGCUUUUCAAACCAGAAGUGCAGAUGAUGUUUUGGAUGAUGGUUAUCGCUGGAGGAAAUAUGGACAGAAAGCUGUGAAGAACAGCACAUAUCCCAGAAGUUACUACCGGUGCACGCACCACACAUGCAAUGUGAAGAAACAAGUGCAAAGGCUGUCAAAAGACACAAGCAUUGUGGUGACAACGUACGAGGGAAUUCACAACCAUCCAUGCGAGAAGCUGAUGGAAACUCUAACCCCUCUGCUGAAGCAAAUAGAGUUUCUUGCUAGCUUGUAACAUGAAAAAGUUUCUCUGCAGCUGCAUGCAAACUCGCGUACAUAUCAAGCACUAUAAUUAUAAAGUUAACUUAUUUAUGUGCUAUCUGUCAAUUAUAAUAAGUUGCUGGUUUGAUUGUGAGCUUAUUUUUGUGUCUAUAUGUGAUCAUGAUACAUGUGUCUGUGUAAUCAAACUUCUGUGAAUUUUACAGUGUAUAUCAUGCUUUACUUUUCAACUUAGUUUUUUCUUUGGAUUUUUUUUUUCUUCACCCAGAAUAUUGUGUAAAGUUUCGCAUAUUAUGUUAAAAAAAAUUUGCUAA
This is a messenger RNA of Vigna radiata var. radiata (mung bean), 1014 nucleotides long. Its product is annotated as probable WRKY transcription factor 43. The coding region runs from base 165 to 716 and encodes 183 amino acids. Gene Ontology annotation, biological process: regulation of DNA-templated transcription. The record is from RefSeq and is a predicted model, not a curated record. The transcript has 2 exons. Gene Ontology annotation, molecular function: sequence-specific DNA binding; DNA-binding transcription factor activity. NCBI's taxonomy places the organism in Eukaryota, Viridiplantae, Streptophyta, Magnoliopsida, Fabales, Fabaceae.